Messenger RNA from Acanthaster planci (crown-of-thorns starfish), 2606 nucleotides. RefSeq lists its product as uncharacterized. The record is from RefSeq and is a predicted model, not a curated record. Lineage: Eukaryota; Metazoa; Echinodermata; Asteroidea; Valvatida; Acanthasteridae.
UGCGCAUGCCGCUUGCGCCCGGCCUCCUAGAUCCUGCAGCUUAUUUUCAGUCACGCAUGCACGUGUUCUUUCCAAGUAAUCGUCAGUUGCCCUCCUGAGUGAUCCGCGGCUGGCCAAAAUGUCUCAGAGAAGUAAUAUUUCCCCUAAAAAUAAAAACGAAACGGAACGAGCUAAAUAUUCAGAAGAGUGGCACGGUUUCAACCUCCGAACUCAACGUUUUGGUGAAAGCAGAACCACAAAUUUCACAGCCUUGCCCCAACUGAAAAGACAGCGAAAGCAGCGCAGCGAUGUGACACAUCCACAUUGUCAUAUGCCCGACGUCAGACCCACUACCAGUUCUACAGGCGUUACCAGAGCAGCUGAAGACUUUGGGGGACACCCGGCAGCUGCUGGUACCGAUCACAGUUACACUGCUGCCUCAGCCGAGGACAUGUGCCCUUUGCUUGCAGACUUUUAUAAAGUCCAAGAUGACCUUCCGGAUGUGCUUAUUCCUGUGUUGGAGGAACUUGGAUGCCUUUCCAAAGCUCCAUUGUUUCAGCACCAGCAACCAUACCAACGAGUAUCGAAGCAAAUAGUGUCACCACUGAUGAAGCUAGCAAUGAAUUUUGUGGCGUUGCUUUUUGGCCUAACCUGCCACAGAAGAAACACAGAGGAGUCUACUCAGUGGACAUAGACCGUAAAAGUUGUUCCAUCGGGGAUUGUCGAAAACAAACAAAAACAUAUGGCAGAUGAGUCCAGGCAUAUUUGCAGCGUUUUGUGAGCAUGGCAUUUGCUACAGUUUUGAGAUCAUGGAGCGGUUUGAAUCUCCAAAUGUUCCAUUCACUCUGUUACUUACCCGUUUUGCAACUACUCCUGCAGUCGUUAUGUAUGACAACGCUUGCCACUUGCACUCAUAUUGUCUUAACCGAGAACCUCGCCAUUUUCGAAACGCAAAGUUCCUCAUCGACAGUUUGCACUGGCCUUAUCAUACAGCAUGUUCAAGUGGAUAUAGACUUGAUGCUUACCCACAAUAUAAGAUGCUGAACAGUCAAGUUGCAGAGCAAAUGAAUGCAAGUCUCCAGCGUAUCAAGGUGCAGAUUUCAUACAUGAAACAGGACAACUUUCUUUGGCAUUGUCGAGUAUUCAUGUGGUGGAGAAACUCAAAAAAACUGAGUCCAAAGUAAAAGAAGUUUACCUUCUGUAUCAAAGUCUAGUCCACCUGAAAUUUGUCAAUGUUGUUAAUNGAUGGAGGGUUAAGAAAAUCUGGCAAAUUUAAAUUGCAUGCAUUAGCAACAAUUUCUACAGACACGAUUUGUAAAGCUAAACCAGCAGACAAAUGCAAACCUAAUUUUUGGAUUCCAAAAACUAAGUUCACUAUGGAGAUGUUGCCAUAUGAAUAUUGCCCAAUUUUCCUUUCCAUGGUUGUACUCUUCUCUCUCAUCACUUUAAGAAGAACCCGAAAGUAUGUGCCAUGCUGCUGUAAAUUGAUUGCUUGAAAUGGCUGUGGAAUGAAUUUCUUUUCAACUUGAUGUUGAUUCAUCUUUUCACUACUCUUUGGUAUAUCCAAAAUGCAUGUACAGCGUAUUUGAAAUUCUCUUUAAGUUAUGUAAUAUGGAAAGUGCACAUUUGAGACAAGUGAGUGUUGUUGCCGAGAAGUUAAUAGAAAAUAAUGCAUAUAGAUGACUUGCUUAAAUUUGGAGUCUCACAUUUUCUCCGUCAAGCAUUUCAUACAAGCGGUUCCAUGACGUCCAGAUUUCAAACAUUUUGAUAUUGAUAUACAUUAAAUAAUAUACCCGAAGACUAAAAAAAGGCGAAAUGAUAUAAGCCAGACCUAUUUCACUAUAAGGACUGGAAAAAUUAUGGGGUUGUGGUAAGAUAAUUGCAUUCCGGAAUGAUUUUUUGAGUUUGAAAGUCAAAACUAGAUGAAAAUUGUAUGUUUACAACACCGUUCCUCAACAAUUCAUCUUAAAAGCCUCAUCCGGUGAUGUCACUGAUGAAGUCACUAUGCCAUUCCCUGAUCCCUAAAAUUUAUCUGCCGUCCAAGGACGACCACAUGACAGGUUCACAUUCAUUAGCUUCAUCUGGGAAAAUGCUUUUUGAAAUGUUUCCAUUGUUGGGAGUUUAAUGUAGUGUAUCUUUUGAUGAAUUGGUCAAACAAGGCGGACAACAAGUCUGCAAAACAUUUUACUGCACUACUUAACGACCUCAAAAUAAAAAAUCCUAAUAACGUUUGUAAUUGAGAAACUGAAAGACUAUGAACCAAUGUGGAUAUGUGUCAAAACCCUAUUAUUGUUAUUGUUCAGUAAACAUGUAUAUCGUCGAGGUCAUAGUCAUUUUCCACAUGUACCUAUUUUGCCACAUACUCAAACAAUGCUAGCUAUUUCCGUUCUCGUAUGACUUUGUUAAGGAGAAUAGUUUGAGAAGGGGUAUGGAGGAACAAUGUUGUGUGGCUUCUGUCAGUACAUGUACAACUUCACUACAUGUAGGAAUUUAUUCAAAUUGUUUGAGAACUUCCUUGUGCUUAUAAAUAAAAUCACUGCCAACUAGUUUGCAAACCCAUUUUACGUUUGCUGCUUUCGUGUUUAAAUGACAGAAUAUACAUGCUGUUCUCAGAAUAAUAAACACAU